This is a messenger RNA of Salvia miltiorrhiza (redroot sage), 3543 nucleotides long. Its product is annotated as probable LRR receptor-like serine/threonine-protein kinase At3g47570. Gene Ontology annotation, biological process: protein phosphorylation. Gene Ontology annotation, molecular function: receptor serine/threonine kinase binding; ATP binding; protein kinase activity. The transcript has 4 exons. NCBI's taxonomy places the organism in Eukaryota, Viridiplantae, Streptophyta, Magnoliopsida, Lamiales, Lamiaceae. The record is from RefSeq and is a predicted model, not a curated record. Bases 94 to 3504 code for a protein of 1136 amino acids.
UCGUAGAAAAACUUAGUGCGAGAAGACGCAUCCAUUCCAUUAAUCCCUUCCUUCCUCCAACACAUCUAACAUACAUACCAUCAAUUUACAGGCAUGGCGAGAAACUACUAUUAUUGCAUUUUUGCAUAUGCAUUCCUUAUAACCUUCCAAAUACAUACUUGUCUAGCCAAAAUGCCGAUGACCCUUGCUACUGAUCAAAUAUCCCUUCUUGCCCUAAAAAUGAGCAUAAACUCAGACCCAUCUCGUCUACUUGCAACAAAUUGGACCAACUCGAGCUCCGUGUGCAGCUGGAUCGGCGUCACUUGCAGCUUGCGCCACCAAAGAGUAGCUGCUUUGAACCUCUCCUACAUGUCUCUCUCCGGCACCAUUCCACCACAGCUCGGACACCUCUCCUUCCUCGUCUCCCUCGACCUCAGAAGCAAUCUUUUCCAUGGAGAUUUGCCUCAAGAGCUGUCUCUCCUUCGCCGUUUGAAGUUCAUAUCUCUCCGACACAACAACUUCACCGGAGACAUCCCAAAAUCCCUCGCAAACCUAACAAACCUACAAACUCUUGAUUUGAUUUCCAAUUCUCUAAGUGGAGAAAUUCCGAAAGAGUUGGGGGGACUUCCAAGUCUAAGAAAAUUGUGGAUUGAAUCCAACGGUUUAUCCGGUGCUAUACCAUCAGCCAUAUUCAACAUCUCUACCCUUGAAUCUAUAGCUUUGUCUAGCAAUAAAUUGAGUGGAAGUCUUCCAACAGACAUGUGCAGUAAUCUUCCAUUUCUUACUCGGAUUUAUCUUUCUGAAAAUCAGCUGAGUGGCGCGAUUCCCACAAAUCUAUCCCAAUGUUCACGACUUGAGGUUUUGAGCCUCUCUUACAACUCUUUCAGUGGGCAGAUACCUUCAGAAAUCAGAUACUUAACAUCUAUUCAGUAUUUACUCCUUGGUGGUAACAAUUUGAACGGUAUACUACCACGUCAGAUUGGGAAUCUUCAAAACUUAUUCUUUUUUAGUGCUGAAGGCAACCAGAUUGGGGGCUCAUUUCCAUAUAGUAUUUUCAUGAAUAUGUCUUCUCUAGGAACCUUAUUUUUAGGGCGCAACAAGUUCAUAGGGAACCUUUCAAGAAAUGUCGGAAAUCUUACAAUGCUAGCAAACUUAGACCUCUCAGAAAACUAUUUGACAGGGGUUAUUCCUAGAGAAUUUGGCCAACUUAACCAACUGGAGGAGUUGCGAUUAGGAUUCAACGCCUUGAGUGGUUCCAUUCCACAUGAGCUCUUCAACAUUUCAAUUCUUCGAACUCUUUUGCUUUCUGAUAAUGCUCUCUCAGGCCUUCUUCCAACCCAUUUAUGCCACACCUCUCCCUUUCUCGAAGAGCUUUAUCUUGCCCUAAAUUCCAUCACCGGAGCAAUACCUAACUCAAUCUCUAAUUGUUCUCGACUCACAAUUCUCAUACUUGGUGAAAACAAAUUCAGUGGUUACAUACCUUCCGAUCUCGGCAACCUAAGACUUCUCCAACGUCUUCAGCUAUCCAGCAACAAUCUCACAAAUGCGCCAUCUUCUUUAGACUCGAGCUUCAUUGAUUCAUUGACAAAUUGCAGGUUUCUAGUUGAUUUGUUAAUUGGUGGUAAUCCUCUAUAUGACGUCGUUCCGGCUUCCGUGGGGAAUUUGUCUUCAUCUCUCCAACAAUUUGAUGCCAGCAACUGCAAUUUAAGUGGUGAAAUUCCUGCUGAAAUAGGUAAUUUAAGCAGUUUGAUGACAUUGAAUUUAUAUGGCAACGAGUUAUCUGAUAAUAUUCCACUUGCUAUUAAAUAUUUGCAUGAGCUUCAAGGAUUAUCUCUAGAUGAUAACAUGUUGGGAGGCUCAAUUCCAGAGGCUAUAUGUGAUUUACACAACUUGAAUUUUAUAAACAUUAGCCAAAAUCAAUUUUCGGGUCCGAUUCCUAAAUGUUUGGGAAAUGUCUCUUCUUUAAGACAUAUUUUUAUAGGUUCCAACAUGUUGAAUUCGAGCAUACCGUCAAGCUUAUGGGACCUAAAAGAUUUGAUGAAUCUAGACAUGUCAUCGAAUUCAUUGACUAGGUUUUUACCUCAAGAGAUAAGUAACUUAGGAGCACUAAUCUAUAUAAAUCUAUCGAUGAAUCAGUUGUCAGAGUCUAUUCCAAGCGCUAUUGGGAAGUUGCAGAAUCUUGUUAAUUUGUCUUUGGCAAGUAAUAAAUUAGAAGGCUAUAUUCCUUUGUCUGUGGGAAGUAUGAUCAGUUUGGUAACUCUUGACUUAUCGUACAACAAUCUCUCCGGUUCAAUUCCAAAGUCUUUAGAAGAUCUUGAGUACCUCGACUAUUUUAAUGUCUCUUUCAACAACCUAAGUGGAGAAAUUCCUAACGGUGGUUCUUUCAGAAACUUCACUAUGGAUUCUUUUAAGGGUAAUGAGGCAUUGUGUGGAAUUCCGAGGUUCCAUGUCCAAGCAUGCCCUGCGGCUUCUACUCACAGAUCAAAGAAGAAGAAUGUAGAACUUGCUUUAUUUAUUGCUUUAGGGGUUGUGGCCUUCAUUUCAGUUGUUUCAUUAGCCUUUAUCAUUGUUAGAUACAGAAGGAAAGAACAGACAAGUAGUAGAGUUGAUGAGUUGAUAUCCGUUGUGCCGGAAAGAAUUUCUUAUUAUGAACUUGUGCAAGGAACUGAACAAUUCAAUGAAAGCAAUUUACUUGGCUCUGGGAGUUCUUGUUCAGUUUACAAAGGAAUUCUGAAUAACGGAAAGGUUAUCGCUGUCAAGGUGUUUAAGAUGCAAUUAGAAGGCAUUUCAGGAAGAUUUGAUGUUGAAUGUCAGAUACUAAGUAACAUUCGACACAGGAAUCUGACCAACGUCAUAAGCAGUUGCUCCAAUGAAGAGUUCAAGGCUAUAGUACUUGAAUAUAUGCCGAAUGGAAACCUCGAGAAAUGGUUAUAUUCAUACAACUAUUGCUUGAAUGUGAUUGAAAGAUUGAAUAUAAUGAUUGAUGUUGCAGCUGCUUUGGAGUAUCUUCACUACGGUUAUUCAACACCCAUUGCUCACAGUGACUUAAAGCCUAGUAAUGUGUUGUUAGAUGAAGAUAUGGUUGCUCAUGUAAGUGAUUUUGGGAUAUCGAAGCUGUUGGGAGAUGAAGAUAGCUUUGUGUUAACUAAUACCCUAGCAUCGUUGGGUUACAUUGCUCCAGAGUAUGGUUUGGAAGGACUAGUUUCGACAAGAUGUGAUGUGUAUAGCUUUGGUGUUAUGUUGAUGGAAACUUUCACUAGAAAAAGGCCUAGUGAUGUUAUGUUUGGCGGAGAUUUGAGCAUAAAAAUAUGGGUAGAACUCUCACUCCCACAUGAGACAGAUCAAGUGAUAGAUGCCAACUUAGUGAUGAAUUUGGAGAAACAGCAAUUUGACAAAAAUUUGCAGUGUGUAUCAUCCAUACUUGAAUUGGCUUUGAAAUGCUCCGUAGAUUCUCCCGGUGAUAGAAUCAACAUGAAAGAAGCACAUGCGAAAUUGCAAAGAAUUCGUCGACAAUUUUUGCAAUGAGAUCAAAGUAAGCUAUUAAUUUCAAAGCUUUAAGUUUUC